Ceraceosorus guamensis is the source of this 1335-nucleotide messenger RNA. Its product is annotated as manganese and iron superoxide dismutase. The coding region runs from base 109 to 1203 and encodes 364 amino acids. Gene Ontology annotation, molecular function: superoxide dismutase activity; metal ion binding. The transcript is spliced from 3 exons. The record is from RefSeq and is a predicted model, not a curated record. Lineage: Eukaryota; Fungi; Basidiomycota; Exobasidiomycetes; Ceraceosorales; Ceraceosoraceae. Gene Ontology annotation, biological process: superoxide metabolic process.
CGAGUCGACAAUGUGAAUGACGCUCACCAUCGAGCUACACAUUUCUGCCAUUCCCCUGUCACCCCUCUGGCUGCCAAACAAAGGUGCCUCCACUGCUUAGGACGGAUCAUGUCUUUUGCCUCGCCAGCUCGGGCCGCACUGCGCCGGACGACUGUGUUGUGCGGAAACGCAGCGGCAGGUCCAAGUCGGCCCGGCCUCUCCAAAUGCAGAGAUCCCAGAACUUCUUCUUCUUCUUCUUCACCAUCGUUGCUUCAAGGCGGUCAUGCUCAGCAAAGAAGUCAGCUGCACAGUCUACCGCAUCUCCCUGCCAAAUUGAGCACGCCGAAUGCUUGUUAUCCUCUGUUUGGCCCCACCACUCUGGACUUGAUCUGGAAAGCUUGGCAGAACAGCCUGCUAAGGAAAGUGAACGACCUGGUGCAAGGCACCGACCUGGAGGACCGCUCGAUUGUGGACACUGUCAUCGCAACGGCUCGAGACCCGCAUCGCAUCCUGAUCUUCAACGCAGCUUCACACGCCCUCAACAAUGCCUUCUUCAUCAAUGGUCUCAGGCCCAAACCGCUGGAAGGCUUGAGCAUAAACGAGUGGGCCGACAUUCCGCCGUUCAAGCCGAAGGGUCAGCUACUUGACGCGAUCACCAAAGAGUACGACUCUCUGCCCGCCUUUAAAGAUGCAUUCAGCGCCACUGCAGACGGCAUGUCAGGCUCAGGCUACGUGUGGCUGGUCAGAGACGCGUACCGGAACCUGGGCAUCGUACCUACCUACGGAGCUGGUACUGUGAUGGUGCAAAAUAGGAUUCAACGGGGAGCGCACGUCGAGGGAAGUACUCCCCCGUCAGUCCCUCAAGGUGAAGAACAACCUGCUGGACCUUCCAGCAACCUCGACUCUCGCAUUGGUGCUACCUCUGUCGAUUCUGGAGCGUCCGGCAGCAGCAGCAGUACCAGCAGCGCUCUCAGCAAUUCUCGCCUUGGAUCGUACGGGACCAACUCUUCUUGGUACGCAGCAGGAGGCACAACCAGGGUGCAGAGGACAGGGGAAGAGCUCUAUCCGCUCUUCUGCAUCUCUAUUCAUGAACACACUUGGCUGCCUGACUACGGCAUGGAGGGAAAGGACGAAUACCUGGCUAGAUUUUGGGAGGUGCUCGAUUGGGAGAGGGUGGGACAGCUCUACGAUGCGUACAAUAGGCAGGACGAUGACAAGCUGUAGAGGCUCGUGGAAUAGGCAAGCGGUGAUGACCCAGUAUAGCAAUGCCAUGCCCAAGUCAUCAGAUGAUUAGCCACUCCUACGCUUGUGCGUUCUGAAAUGUGCCAGAGAGGCGCUUACGUUUCUACCCAACCC